CUCCACACCAUGUGCUCUCGUGCGAAACAAACUCAAAUAUUCAAGAACCAAAAACCCAGUUGUCAUUGUCUGCAAUUCAAGAUUUCAAGUUGCGUCACUGGAUAGGUCAAAGGCUUGUAUAGCCUCUUCUGCCAAUCUGUCAUCUUCUUUCCUGCCUACAUAAACGCCCAACAACAAUCCCUUUAAUUGCUUGUGAUUGAGAAUGGUUUUCAGGAGCAUUCUUGCUCUGAUGAUGAGUUGCUUCGGCUGUGGUGAUCAGGUGGCAGAGCCUUCUCUGACUGAGAAAUUAGAGCCCAAUGCGGCGGCGCAAUCUGUUGACACUUCGCCCAGGGUUCGACUCAGUGAUGGGAGGUACCUGGCUUACAGAGAAAGAGGAGUGCCCAAGAACAAAUCCAAUUACAGAAUCAUUAUAGUCCAUGGCUUUGGCAGCUCCAAAGAAAUGAGUUUUAUGGCUUCUGAUGAACUGCUUGAGGAAUUGGGGGUAUACCUCUUGAUAUAUGAUCGAGCGGGAUAUGGAGAGAGUGAUCCAAAUCCAAAGCGCUCGUUAAAGAGUGAAGCUUUGGAUAUCGAAGAGCUAGCUGAUCUGAUGGAGUUAGGAUCGAAGUACUAUGUAAUAGGUGUCUCGCUAGGAUGCUACCCGGCCUGGAGUUGCCUCAAGCGCAUCCCGAACAGGCUUGCAGGUGUAGCGCUAGUUGUCCCCUUCAUCAAUUACAAAUGGCAAUCACUUCCGGAUGCUUUGAUAAAGGAUGAUUACCGAAAACAACUAUGCCAGUGGGCAAUUUGGGUAACGCGGUACACUCCAGGAUUGUUACACUGGUGGUUGACGCAGAAUUUAUUCCCUUCGGCCACUGUUCUUGAUAAAAACCCUGCAUUUUUUUGCGACAGAGACUUGGAUGUCCUGAAGAAUACCCCAGGAUAUCAAUUGUUCACUCAGGAUGGAUUGAGGAAUCGAAGCGUGUUUGACUCCCUUCGCCAGGACUUUAUAGUGGCGUUUAGCAAGUGGGAUUUCGAUCCCCUAGAGCUGAGCAAUCCACACCCUCAGAGCGAGUGCUCGGUUCAUCUCUGGCAAGGCUACAUGGACAAGGUUGUGCCUGUAGAAUUACAAAGAUAUAUGUGGAAAAGGCUGCCAUGGAUUCAGUACCAUGAAGUUCCACAGGGAGGGCAUAUGCUGGUGUAUGAUAAUGCAGUAUGUGAAGCAAUCUUGAGAUCUCUUUUGCUUGGUGAAGAUUCUCCAUUGUACAUGCCAAACUUGGGCAAUUAACUCAUAUUUAUUCAUUCUUCUUCUUGUCUUCAAAAAUGAUUUCUGGGAAUUGAACUGAUACAAGUGUAGCAGGCAGUGAUUCCAACUGUUUCAAGGGCUCAGAAUGGAAAGAGAAGAGCUUUUGAACAUUGGUAACUGAUCCAAUUCUGGCAUUUGAUCCAAAAAUUGAUUCCAGAUGAUCUUAGAUAUUGAUAUGGGUUUCAAAAUUUCAAACUCCAAACCUAUGCUCUAGAAGUAAACCAUUUGUAUGUCAACUUGAUCACAGGACUGUAAUUACUACUUA
Molecule: messenger RNA, 1544 nt
Organism: Ipomoea triloba (trilobed morning glory)
Lineage: Eukaryota; Viridiplantae; Streptophyta; Magnoliopsida; Solanales; Convolvulaceae
Exons: 5
Coding region: 203-1261 (352 amino acids)
Source: RefSeq, a predicted model, not a curated record